GCCUCCACUACUACCACCACACCUACCUUUCUUUUAUUAUUGUCACCCCUUCAUUCAUUCAUAUUUCUCUCUAUCCUCAUUACUGAUUGUGCUCUAAAUUUCAGUUUCUUGGUGUAAAGUUUGAAUCUUUUUCACAACCCUCUUCAAGAUUUAGUGUGAAUUUGUGUUUGGUGGAGUAAAGUUUGUAUCUUUUGCAUACCCACUUCAAGAUUUUGUGUGAAUUUGUGUUUGUUGAAGGAAAGUUUGAAUCUUUUGCAUACCCUCUUCAAGAUUUUUGUUUUUGGUGGUGUUUGUGGAGUAAAGUUUGAGUCUUGAUGGAAAAUAUACUUGGUUUGCUUGAUAAUAGUGGUGGUGGGAUAGGUAGAGAAGUGCCUUCUGGGGGUUCAACAACUGGGUCAAUGUCAACUGUGGAUAAUCUGGUGUUUUCAUCUGAGGUUUCUUCUUGUUACCCAGAUGAGAAUAAUGAUUCUGAUGAGCUUGAGUUGGGUCUUGGGUUGAGUCUUGGUGGUGGGGGAGCUGCUGCCCCUUUGAACAAGUCUUUAAAGGCUCCUUCUUGGUGUGGUAAUGGUCAAUAUGCUAGAAUCUUGACUGCUAAAGAUCUUCCUUGUUUGGUGUCAAAGUCCUCUUCUUCAUCUUCUCCUAGUACUAUUCCUAAGGCUAAUCAUAAGAGAAUUGCUGCUGAUUCUGUCUCACCUCCUAAUGGUGCUGCUUCUAGCAGCCAAGUUGUGGGAUGGCCUCCUGUCAGAGCUUACCGAAUGAACAGCCUUAACCAAGCUAAAUUGUCAAUAACUGAAGAUUUCAGCUCUAUUGUGGACAAGAGUGAGAAUGCUGUGGUAAACAAGGAUAAAAAUAGCUGCAACAAGCAGGGAAAUGACACGAUGGAUAAAGGACCUUCCAAGACUUCUCUAUUUGUUAAGGUCAACAUGGAUGGAACUGCAAUUGGACGAAAGGUGGAUCUGAGCGCUCAUAACUGCUAUGAGACAUUGGCACGGACUUUAGAGGAUAUGUUUUGUCGAUCUAAGACUGCUAACACAAAAUCAAGCAUGGAGGGGCACAACAUACUGGUAGAAGCAGGGGGGUCCUCUAAACUCUUGGUUGGAUCUUCAGAAUAUGUACUUACCUAUGAAGACAAAGAAGGCGACUGGAUGCUUGUUGGAGAUGUUCCUUGGAGGAUGUUUGUUUCAUCUGUCAAGAGGCUUAGAAUUAUGAGGACAUCUGACGCAAAUGGACUUGCUCCCAAGAUUCAAGAGAGGCAUGGGAGACAGAGAGCUAGAGCCAUCUAGCAUGUUUUCACCCUUGUUUUUACUGAAUGAAAUGAAGUCGUGCUUGGAUCGAGAGUUGCAGAAAUCUUAAUACAGAUACUGAUUAUGGUCACUGAUCUUCAUCGAAGAGAUGAUUUUCGCAAUUGGUUUGUUAUAUUUACCAGAGUCUUGUCAUUAACUAGCUCUCGGGAAAGAGCUCUUUUGUUCGGAGGCCACAAGCAUCCUACUUACUGUGUCAUACACGUAUGCAAGUCGAAAGCUAAAUAUCUAAUAUUGUAAUUAUAGAAGUGCUAGACGAAAAUGUGGUUUUGUGUUUGCUGCCCUCGUAAGCUGGAUCGGUUCCAUCUAUAUUAGCUAAGGAAAAAGAAACAUGUCUGGUUUCUGUAUGUUGAACAGCAUAUAUGGUUUGUGUUGCAAGUAAAAUUUCUGAGAUGUCUUCAACUUUUCCAUGAUAA
Molecule: messenger RNA, 1717 nt
Organism: Daucus carota subsp. sativus
Lineage: Eukaryota; Viridiplantae; Streptophyta; Magnoliopsida; Apiales; Apiaceae
Product: auxin-responsive protein IAA13
Exons: 5
Coding region: 315-1283 (322 amino acids)
Biological process (GO): regulation of DNA-templated transcription
Cellular component (GO): nucleus
Molecular function (GO): protein binding
Source: RefSeq, a predicted model, not a curated record